CAUACUUGGUACCCAGGUGCCUAGUUCCCUAGGUACCUCGGGCGUGUACCAACUGCACACAGUACAGUGCAGGGCGGCCAGCACUGACGAGAGAUGGAUUGCUGCUCGUUGCCGCCUUUCCAUCCCAAGCUCAUUUGCCGCACGGCGCAUCCCAUAUUCCUACCACGGCACCUCCCUCCAGAAACGAAGCCGUGUCUGUCUGUCUGUGUCUUGUGCGUGCAUGUCUUGCUCGUGUCUGUGCCGCUGAGCUGGGCUUGCCUGGCUUGAACCAUCUUCUCAUCAAGCCCCCAUUCCUCUCGGUCCUCGGUCCUCGGUCCUUGGGUGCCUCGCUCAACUCUCUCUUCGCGCCCUGCUCACUCCUUGGCCGCUUCACCAACCCCCGCCCUCAACAGACCAGACAGGCGGUGCUGAGAGGUUACACACAACUCGAGUGUGCCUCUUCUUUCUCCUCGCCAUUCUCAGCUGGCCACCACCUCGACCCGGCAUCCGCAUCCUCUCCUAUCCCGUACUCAGCAGUUCGUGAGGACAGGCUGCCGCGAAUCAUGGACUAAACGGGAUACUACCUGCCCCAGCGUCUUUGCGACUUAUACCCUCAACCUGGUCGGCCUCUGUUCUUCUCAACCAUGUCACAGGCCAUGAACGAGCCUUCUGUCGACGCCCAGCGCCCGAGGCGCUCCUCGAUCGAGAAGCACCCCAUAUUGUCUGACCGGGGCAUCAGUGAUUUCGACGAUGACAUCGAGCCGAGCGCUCUCGACAGGUUGCCCGAGGAGAUCAUCCAGCAAAUCCUGGAAGCCGCCGACCCCAGCUCUUUCGCCUCUUUGAUUCUCGUCAAUUCAAAAUGGCGCAACGCCUCGCAGCAAGGUCGACUCUAUGCUCUCCAGUUGAUGAGGUGCCCGUCAUAUUCCGCGAGUCAUAAGAAGCCUCCCAACGGCGCACAGGAUAAUCUGCCCGCCUUGAGGACUUUGUUCGCCAGGGAGGUCAAGCGGAACCUCUUCGACGCCUAUCUGCGCCCGAACCACACUAUCGUCAAGAUCGUGUCCAACUCCAUCAGCAGUUCCUCGUGCCCUGGCGGCGAUGGCAUGUCCUUCAGCCCCUCGCCCAAGGGUCACUUUCUGCUUGCUUACAACUCCUCGCGCAUCAACAUCAUUGACCUCCGAGGUCCCACCCUGAGAGUGGAGAGGGAGCUCAAGAUACUCCGCAGACCCGCUGCCACAUGUGUCAAGGAUGACGGCUCUCUCCUGGCAGUCCUCCUGACUGAGAUGCAGGUCGACCUAUACGAUCUGACCCAGCGCCCUCCGAAGCGCUCCCAGUCCAUUAUACUCGAUCACAGUCCUCGCACCAUUGCACUUUCGCCAUGCGGUACCGUUCUGGCUGCCGCCUACGAAGGCGGCAUCGAAGUACAGUCCCUCGGCUCCGGCGCCUUGCCUACUGACAGGAGGUCUGUCAAGUGUGACGCCGUGGACGCCCUCGCCUUCUCUUUUGAUGGCACCCAGAUCCUGGGUACCACCGUCCAGUCUGCCCAGCCAAACACUGUCAUUCUGACCGCGCCCUACUAUGACCCGGGCAGUCACCUGUCUGGUGACAAUAUCAGUGCUCUGUGGACCACCUCGAUUCUCUUCCCAAAUACCAGCCGUGACUGCAGUCAUGCCGUUCUUAUACAGGAAUCUACCCACGACGAGGCGGCAUAUGCCUUUACCUAUGACCGCAGUUUCGAGACUUUCCGCGCUGUGCGCAUCGAUGACUUACGAAAUGGCACCACGUAUUUCACUGGACCUAUUCCCAACACCCCACAACAGGCCAAGCUCAUCCCAUGCACUCUGCCAGCAGCGUCUCUUUGCGGUGACCUCGUGUCUGCGGGAUUCCAGGGGAAGGAGGUGUGGCUAUAUGGUGUGCCGGAAGAUCUUGAGGCCGUCCCAGAUACUACCAGUAACAACUUGGACGUUGCUGCUAACCCGGGGGUGCACCGCCGGGUCAGCGGGGGCUCCAUGCGCUCCAGGACACAAGAAGCCGGGGAGGCAAGGGUGCCGCAAUGGCAGUUGUUGUGCGACAAGCUCCGGAAUACAUUCGUAGAAGGCUUCAAGGUGACCGAGCUGAGUGGUGUGAGCACUGUGAAGUGGGUGGCCGGCUUCGGGGACUCUUCAAUGAAGGAGCGUCUGGUCAUUGCUGCGAAGGGCGCAGUUCCGGCAAAACCUAUCACCGACGAAGAUGGCAUAGACUUUGAGGAUGGUGGCAGGCUAACGCUCGUCGACUUCGAUUACGGGCUUGAAGACGGCCGUGUCGCUGAGAUCACCAUCGAGGUGGGCUUAGAAGAACCCGAGGUUCUCGAGGAGGAGCACCGCGAUAUGGCUACCGAGGUGGCCAUUGUCAGAAGAAGGACUGUGGCGCAGAGGCGAGGGCCUCGAAGCGCCAUCAUGAGAGCGGCAACAACGGCGGCGCGACCCACACCCGCCUCGGCUGCGGAGGAAGAGGAGGAGGAUGACGACCCACUUGUGCCCCGUCGGAUUGGUGAGGCACCACCUCGCUCGGCACAGCCUCCCGCAGCUACCGAAGAAACGGAAACGGCGACGAUCAUGGAGGAACAGGAAGCCUUGGAUCUACCUUACUCUCAUACUGGCCCUCGCUCCAUCACCACCCUGCGUCGUGCCGCCACGGCGGCUGCCAACCACAGGCGACACAACCCUACUACGACGACAGGGACGCCGGUUGAGUAUCGACGGGCCGAUGGACGAGCUGAGCAUCCCCAUGAAAGUGACGCCGACAACUGGGUGCCUCCACCCCCGCCUUAUCAAAAGGAGGACCCUGAGGAAGCACCCGCCUUCUUGCGUCACUCAAUGGCACCCGUGAUAGCUGUGCCAGUACCCGGGUCUUCAGACCGAAAUCUACCCCCUGUUCCACCUAUCCCAAUGGCGCAUCGAACGCCAGAGUCAGACGGAAUUGCACCGGGCAAUGCGCAGUCUCUACCUACCAGACGGCAUACGCUGGCUCCAAAUCGGAUGGAGGGUACGCAUCAACGCACCUCUCAAACCACUGUCCAGCAGCAGCAGCAGCGAUUUUCGACCACAAAUGUUGCCGCCGCCACACCCUCCAGGCAAGGACCACAUAUCGAGUCUCCCACAAGCGCAUACGAAGAGGAAGACAUCUACAAUGUGUCGCCCCCUGAUACCCCUCAGCCACAGGCCACACGGUCCUCGAGCACACAGCAGACAGCCAGCCCGGCGACUCCUCAAAGCGGUGUGCGGUCGGGCGCGGAACCAUCGCCGGCACUCACAAAUGCAUCUACUUACACUGGAACUCAACGUGUAAUGCCACUGGUUCCACGGAUGCAGGCAUCGCCCGCCUUCCCAGGUCAGUCUCCACAGGAGGCGCCGCGCGCUGAAAGAACCAUGAUAGCAGUUUCGCCGCCUAACUGCUCUUGGAAUCCUCACACAUUCGGCGGUUCAUAUCCGACUGCUGUGCACUCACAGACAUGGCCGAUUCCGCCGCCUCAGACAGCAAUACCUGUGAUGACUUCGGCGGGUUAUUCCGUACAGGUAUCUCAUGCAAAAGUCACGGCCAACGACAGGAUCGCUCAGCAUUAUCCAGCGAUUCCUGCGCAGGAGCAGGUACCCGUUAUGCCUGAUAAUAGCAGCCGGUCAGGCCUGGCAAGGAGACUCUCGACAGGUUUUCAUCUGCCCCGAGUGCCUACGAAUCGAAAUAGUGAGAGGGCCAGGCCGAUGUCUGUACACCAACCACGCGGUAGGAGCACGCAGGCUGUUCCAGAUCUUCAGCAUCAGCCACUGCCUCAACAUCCAUACUCGCGUUCCCUCUCGGACCCAUCAAGUAUGGUCCAUGCGAUCGACCACGCGCUGGUGUCUCCGGACCAGCCCUUGAUCAUCAGCACUCCAACAGGUGUGUCGGGCGCGUACGAUGGUCCCACUCACCAGUCAUCUGAACGGCGCGCGGAACCUCUCAUUUUUGCACCGAUUCCCCGCCAUCCGCGGCCCUCUCGGAAUCCAGGAGCGCCGCGCCCCACGGCCGAGCAGCUCGAGGUACAGCUCAACCCAUCCUUCCUGGCCACAUCCGGUGCGCCGGGGCCGGGUGUGAGCUCGAGGGUGUCAUCCGUGCACCGACGUACGUCUCGCGCGGAACGGAGCGCCGCCAAGAACAUUUCGGAUGCAAAGAAGAAGGGAUGGCGACCCGGCAGGAGCAAGAGCAAGAAAGACAAGGCGAAAAAGGGUAAGAAGAAGGAGCCUGACUAUGACGUGAUGAGCCAGAGCGCAUGGACCGAUGCCACGUGGUCCACGGCCGGGAGGGGCCGGAACAGGAGGACAUAUAACUUUAAUGGUGGUGCCGCUGAAGCAGAAAAGGACAAAAAAUGUGUGGUCAUGUGAGAGACGUUUCUCACCUUGGAGGUCAAGUCGGGCGACGAUGAGAACAAUGUCAGCGAUGAUCUGGCGGUCGGGAAGAGCAUAAUAGAUGGGUUUUGGGAGUUGUGGGCUUGGGACGGCAUUGUUUUGGAUUCAACUGGGACAAAGGGGUGAGAUUGACGAAGUUCAUGAUAUCAGGAGUCAAAUUUUGUGGGCAUGGCAAUAUUCGUCUUUCAGGAAAGCGAAGGUUGUUGAGAGCGAGUGUGGUGCACGAAGUGGCUUGCUUCACCGUGUAGACAACCAUGGCACGAGCUGGUUGGAGCUGCUUACCUAGGUAACUUGGAGCUCGGGGAUUUUCUUGGUACAUAUACAUUCUCUUCUUUGAAGCA
This is a messenger RNA of Diaporthe batatas, 4735 nucleotides long. RefSeq lists its product as uncharacterized. The transcript is spliced from 2 exons. Bases 624 to 4370 code for a protein of 1248 amino acids. Lineage: Eukaryota; Fungi; Ascomycota; Sordariomycetes; Diaporthales; Diaporthaceae. The record is from RefSeq and is a predicted model, not a curated record. Gene Ontology annotation, molecular function: protein binding.